Olea europaea var. sylvestris is the source of this 1079-nucleotide messenger RNA. RefSeq lists its product as uncharacterized. NCBI's taxonomy places the organism in Eukaryota, Viridiplantae, Streptophyta, Magnoliopsida, Lamiales, Oleaceae. Gene Ontology annotation, molecular function: protein binding. The coding region runs from base 132 to 1079 and encodes 315 amino acids. The transcript is spliced from 2 exons. The record is from RefSeq and is a predicted model, not a curated record.
GUAGAUAAUAAAAUUCGACCGUUACACAUCCAUAGUUCAAAUUUUUACUCGUCAUUCAAACCAAGAAGGCUCGUAUACUGUAUAAGCAGUGUUAACAAAAUAUAGAAGAAAAAUCAAGAAAUAAACCAAAAAUGAGAGAAAUAGAACAAGAAGAUCCACAAUUGAUGGAAGAAGUGGAUCAUGAAGAGCAGAUAUUGCAGAAUCUAAGAUCCAAAGCUACAGAAUUUCUUCUAAGGGAAGAAUAUGAAGAAUCUAUUCAAGCCAGUUCUCAAUUCAUUACUCUCUGCCAAGAUCACAUUUACAAGAAUUCACCCCAUUUUGAUUCAGACCACUUCUUGAAGCUCCAAAAAUCCAUCUGUUUGGCUUUCUCGAACAGAGCCGAGGCCAGAUUCCGGCUAAAGGAAUUCUCGGCAGCGUUGGAGGAUUGUGAUGAAGCGCUGAGAAUUGAAAGCACUCAUUUCAAGACUCUACUUUGCAAGGGGAAGAUUUUGCUGAAUUUGAAUAAGUACGGUGUGGCAUUGGAGUGUUUCAAUGCUGCAAAUCUGGAUCCUCAGGCUAAUAAGAAUUCUGAAACCCUAAAUGGGUACUUGGAAAAAUGCAAGAAACUCGAGUUUCUUUCGAGAACUGGUGGAUUCGAUGUGUCAGAUUGGAUUCUGAGUGGUUUUCGCGAAAACGCCCCGGACUUAGCAGAGUAUGUGGGUGCAGUGGACAUCAAGAAGUCUGAUAUAAGCGGUCGAGGCCUAUUCGCAACGAAGAACAUUGACAGUGGGACUUUGUUACUGGUCACCAAGGCUAUUGCGAUUGAUAGGGCUAUAUUUCCCCAAGAUUCAGGUGAAAAUGUGCAAUUAGUCAUUUGGAAGAAUUUCAUUGAUAAAGUGGUUAACUCAGCCACAAAAUGCAGAAGAAUUAAUAGUUUGAUUUCAAAAUUAUCGACUGGCGAAAAUGAGGAUAGUAUGGAAGUUCCCAAGAUAAGUCUGUUUAGGCCUGGAGCAUAUGAUAAUUGCAGCUUUUCUUCUGAAAGUGAGAAAGAAAAAUGUUACCCAUCAAUCUCAAAAGAUGAGGCAACUCAUUCAUCUUAA